Molecule: messenger RNA, 3221 nt
Organism: Formica exsecta
Lineage: Eukaryota; Metazoa; Arthropoda; Insecta; Hymenoptera; Formicidae
Gene: noc
Product: zinc finger protein Noc
Exons: 2
Coding region: 266-1759 (497 amino acids)
Biological process (GO): negative regulation of DNA-templated transcription
Cellular component (GO): nucleus
Source: RefSeq, a predicted model, not a curated record
GUCGCAGUGUCGAGUGACUCGUUCGCGCGAGCCGCCACUACUUUCCUGGAUUUCGCGGAGUACGCGUCGUCGCCGAAUAUACGCUGCCGCUACCGAGGCGGUGAUCGAUUCCUCCCGACGGAGAGACGCAGGCAUUCGCGGAUCUCUCCACGGCGAUCCUGCCGGUCGGGUCCGACGCGCGCGACCCAAUAUUGCACGGUUCUGUGUGUAAAUAUAUUACCUGUUGGUUUAAGUGCAGUGAGAUUUAUAUUAGUGGGUAACCCAAAUGGUUGUGCUCGAGGAAGGCGGUAUGUUGACUACUGGACACAAUCAAUAUUUACCACCGGAUUAUCUUUCUCCGCUUCCAACCACGUUGGACGCGAAGAAGAGUCCGCUGGCGUUAUUGGCGCAGACAUGUAGUCAAAUCGGGGCGGAUUCGCCUGCAAAACCGCUAAUAUCGCCCCUGGAGAAGAGCUCGAAGGGAAUAAAUAUCGCCACGAACGCGAAAUCGCCGCCGGCCGCGAAACUGGAACGCAACAGUCAGCGCGGCAGUCCGACGGACGGCAAGUCGCUGGCGUUCAAGCCGUACGAGGCCAAUGUCGUGACGAAGAAGACCUCGGACGAGGGCAGACCCACGUCCAAGGCCAGUGUGCACAGUGUCAGUGGUCAGGAUAGUAUCAGUGUGAGUGAUAACAUGCAUCCCGACAAGAAAUCGUCCGGUAAUCGUACGCCGGUGGGCCGAAAGUCCGCGUCGCCGAGCGGCCAAGCGACGGCCACCAGCGGCACGCCGUCGGUCGACCGAAAGACCCCGGCCGAUCGCGAGAAGACCGACGGAUCACCGCGGAGCAUCAACAAUAACAACAACGGCAGCAAUAACAACAACAACAAUAACAACGGUACCAGUCCGAUCAUCAGAUCAGGAAUGGAGAUCCUUUCCGGCGCGCAUACAAAGGACGCGAAUCUGGCGGCUUACAAACCGGGUCUUCCAGGUUUCUCCAGCAAUCCGCUGUGCUGUCCGCCCGGUCUGGCCGAGAAUCCCGCCUUCAGGCCGCCCUUCGCGGGCGCAUCGCCCUUUUCGCAUCAUCAUGCCGCCGCGGCAGCGCUGCUCGGCUAUCCGUCGGCUAGUCCGACCGGCGGCAAUCCGUACUUGACCUACGCCCGCGUCAAGACUCCAGCCGGCGGCGAAGCCUUAGUACCGGUCUGCAAGGAUCCCUAUUGCACUGGUUGCCCUUACAGCAUGCACAACACCCAGAUCAUGAUGGGUGCGGGCAGUUGUCCGAGCGGUUGUACUCAGUGCGAUCAUCAGAAGUACGGCCUGGCCAUGGCGUUGUCGUCGUUGGGCCCGAUGCCACCCCCGUCGUUGUCCUAUCCGUCCACGCUGGCAGGCGGUCGGCCUUACGUCUGCAACUGGAUCGCCGGCGAGUCUUACUGCGGCAAGCGAUUCACCACGUCGGAGGAGCUGCUGCAGCAUCUACGUAGCCACACGAGCCUGGGCGGCGGCGGUGAUCACGUGGCCUCCGCGGCGGCGCUCCUCGGCAAUCCGCAUCAGCAUCCGCUGCUGUCGCCGUCGACGACGCUCCAUCGGGCCAGCGGCGGCACUUAUCCCGCGCCGUCGCUGAGCCCCCUCAGCGCCAGAUAUCAUCCUUACGGUAAACCACCGACGGGCCCGCUCCCGGCCUCGCUUGCCGCCUCGCCGUACAGCGCUUUCAACGCCUUGGGACCGUAUUACUCGCCGUACGCGGUUUACGGGCAACGAAUCGGCGCUGCCGUACACCCUUAAGACGGAUAUACGUCUCGAGGGGGGGGGGAGGGGGACGCAGCGAGGGUAGGAUUGAUCAUUUGCGGAGGAACUGUUUCUUUUCUUUUCUUAUUCUCCUCCCCUCUCUCUUUCUCUGUCCCCUUUCUUUCUCAGUGUACAGUUGGAAAAUGUGCAAAGAUACGCGGACGAGAUUGCCGUUUAACGGAGACUGUUGUGUAAAUAGCCACUGUGUAUAAUACAAAUUUAUUUAAAAGAAUUCUAUAUAUGUAUAUAUACAUAUAAAUAUAUGUGUACAUUGAAGAUUAUAAUUAAAGUUUAUGAAACAACACUUGGCAGUGUAACGUUGCAUCGCGACACCACCACUCUCUUGCGGAACUUCUAUGAUACACGAGUAACACGCAUCUCUAUUAAAAUCCGGUUACCAGGUUGGGAAGAGGUCCUAUGCCAGCUGUGUAAGUUGAUAUUGUCACGGUUGCUGGACGAACAAGGCCUCCCUCGCUUCAACACGCUAGAUGCGAGGGAGAAUUUCUGAUCGCGCUUCCAAACGCAUUCUCGACGACGAGAGACGUUGUGUGUUAUCUUCCGGCGCUUUUUUUUUACACACACAACGGUAGGUCCUCGUCUCGUUGUACAUCACAUCCUCGCGUUACAAACGACAUUAAAUCGGUUAUUCGGCGAUGUAUUGGACGCAUAUCCUGUGAAGGAUUGUAAAGUGCGUAUUAUGAACACUGUAUAUUUUCCGACGCUCCGCAAACGCGAGCCUUUCAUCCUAACGCGUUCGAUAACGCGGUUUCGCGUGUUUCUAUGUCCAUGAUAUAACUGUGAUAUUACGCUACUUUUUCGAGAAAAAAAAAUCCAUAUGAGAAAGAGAUAUUAUUAAUGAAAAUAUACAAGAUAUCUUUCUCUAAGAUGAAAUACAACGUUGUAAUUUAUUAUCGUCGUCAUUUGUCAGAAGGCAAAUAUGGUUAUCGUUGCACGAAAAUAAAAUUAUUCCAGAUAAUAUGUUUUUAUCUCUUUUUUUUUUUUCUUCACGAAAUUCGAUAAUUGCAGGAAUAUUUGAUCAGGUAUAGCGAGCGUAUCGAAUCGCGUUGUCUCUUUAAUAUCACAUCGUCUUACAUAAUAUCGAAUAGAAUGAUCUGAUAAAAGAAACACAUGGUCUACGAUACGCAUUAUUCGCAUUGUAAAUAUUUCUUGUAAAUAUCGUUGAGUUUCCAUACCGCUUUAAUAAAAACAAUGUUUGUAGAAUCAUCUAAUCCUUUAUAUAUUUUACCAUUUGAACUAUGUCGUUCGAUUAUAUAUCCGAUUCCUUCCUUUUCUCCGCUUUCAGUAUGUUUCGUAAUCGUUAAUUAUUUUUUUAUAUAACUUUACAAUACAAUCUUUUUUAACUAAAUUAAUAUCCUACAUAUUUCGAUUAUCAAAAUGCGCAAUUGAUUAUGUAUCUCAAUUAAAAAAAAAAAAAAAAAAAAAAAAAAAAAAAAAAAAA